UCUGACUUAUCUAUAGAAGAUCCACUAAGAUUUAGAGAUAGAGCUUGUUACUUUGUAGGCCCAAUCCAGGCAUUUGAGAAGAAGUAGAAUUGUUAAAAAAAAAAAAAUUAAGGGUAGGCAUAUUUGGAUCUUUGGAAGAGAAUCUCAGUAGACAUUUGUCAAUGUUUGUUAAGUAUAAGCCACUGUAGAAGAUAAAUAGUGAAGAAGUGCUCCAUGACCUAAUGGACAUACUCAUAAUUGUCUUCAUGAUUUCAUUACAGGUUUGUUCUCCUGAGCUCUCAUCUCUGAAACAGGUCUUACAGAAGAGUAAAUGGGACACAGAAACAAUGUGACAGAAUUUGUCCUCUUGGGACUCACUCAGGAUCCUGAGGUCCAAAAAGUGUUAUUUGUCAUGUUUUUGCUCAUCUAUAUGGUGACAAUGGUGGGAAACGUGCUCAUUGUCAUGAUCAUUAUUGUCAGCCCCUCCCUGGACUCCCCCAUGUACUUUUUCCUUGCCUAUCUGUCACUCAUGGAUGCUGUUUAUUCUACUGCCAUUUCUCCCAAAAUGAUUCUAGACUUACUCUGUGAUAAAAAGACUAUUUCCUUCUCAGCUUGCAUGGGCCAGCUCUUUAUAGAACACUUAUUUGGUGGUGCUGAGGUCUUUCUUCUGGUGGCAAUGGCCUUUGACCGCUAUGUGGCCAUCUGUAAGCCACUAUAUUACUUGACCAUCAUGAAUCGACAGGUUUGCAUUCUGUUGCUGGUGGUGGCCUGCGUUGGAGGAUUUUUGCACUCUGUGGUUCAACUUCUCUUUGUGUACAGCCUCCCCUUCUGUGGCCCCAAUGUCAUUGAUCACUUCGGCUGUGACAUGUACCCGUUAUUGGAACUUGCUUGCACCGACACCUAUUUUAUAGGCCUCACUGUUGUUGCCAAUGGUGGAGCCAUCUGUAUGGUAAUUUUUAUCCUUCUACUAAUCUCCUGUGGGGUCAUCCUAAACUCCCUGAAGACUCACAGUCAGGAAGGGAGGCGCAAAGCGCUGGUUACCUGCAGCUCCCACAUCACAGUGGUUGUCCUCUUUUUUGUCCCCUGUAUUUUCUUGUAUGUUAGACCUGUUUCCAACUUUCCCAUUGACAAAUCCAUGACUGUGCUGUAUACAGUUAUCACUCCCAUGUUGAAUCCUCUGAUAUACACCUUGAGAAAUUCUGAGAUGAAAAAGGCUAUGGAAAAAAUCUUAAGUAAAAAGUUAACUACAGGUAGCGUAAAAAUGUGUGCCCACACUGAAAAUACCGUUGCUAAUUCUAAAGCAGGAAAUAGGCAAUAA
Loxodonta africana (African savanna elephant) is the source of this 1297-nucleotide messenger RNA. Its product is annotated as olfactory receptor 4A5-like. Gene Ontology annotation, biological process: G protein-coupled receptor signaling pathway. The coding region runs from base 311 to 1297 and encodes 328 amino acids. The transcript has a single exon. The record is from RefSeq and is a predicted model, not a curated record. Lineage: Eukaryota; Metazoa; Chordata; Mammalia; Proboscidea; Elephantidae. Gene Ontology annotation, molecular function: G protein-coupled receptor activity; olfactory receptor activity. Gene Ontology annotation, cellular component: plasma membrane.